GUAGACGUUAUGUGACGCAGUUAUCUUGGAUCCCGUAGAUAUAGUUAAAUAGUUAAAUUUAAAAGAUGGACGGCAGUAAAAUAAAACGUGCUUCGAAAAAACUUAAGCGUAAAUUUAGUCUUGCCGAUAAAUUAGAUAAAAAAAGUCGAAAAAAACUAAAGAAACAAAAAUCUGAUGCAUCAAUCGCUGGCUCUAUAACUGAUGUCAAUAAGAAAAAGUCAGGGCAAUUAUCGACUGUGAGCAUUGCAUUACCUGGAUCUAUUUUGGAAAAUUCUCAAUCUCCAGAGCUGCGUACUUACUUAGCUGGGCAGAUUGCUCGAGCUGCCGUUAUUUUUAAUGUUGAUGAAAUUAUUAUUUUUAAUGAAUCUUUAUCCAAAAAAACAAACGAGGGACUAUUCAAAGGUUCAACCAAGUCAAGUGAUCCUAAUAUUUUACUAGCGCGCAUAUUGCAGUAUCUUGAAUGCCCACAAUAUCUUCGUAAAGAGUUUUUUCCAGUUCAUCAAGAUUUAAAAUAUGCAGGAAUUUUAAACCCGCUUGAUUGUCCACAUCACAUGCGUGCUGAUGACAUUGUGGCUUAUAGGGAAGGUGUGACAUUAAAUAGGCCUGUAAAAAAAGGAGAAGGAUCAUUUGUUAAUGUUGGUAUAAUGAAGGAUGUCAAAAUAGAUAAACACCUGAAACCAAAUAUUCGUGUUACAGUAAAAUUAGAUCCAUAUGAACAAGAAACCAUUGAAAAGAAAAGGUAUCUCACUGGCCGUGUUGUUACUCCUUCAACUCCACGUGAAGAAGCUGGAAUAUAUUGGGGAUACUCUGUGAGACUUGCAGAAAAUUUCAGCUCAGUUUUUACCAAUUGUCCAUACAAAGGAGGUUAUGAUCUUACCAUAGGUACUUCUGAAAAUGGUGGAGAUAUUAAUAGUAUUGAAAUACCAUCAUACAAUCAUCUUCUACUUGUUUUUGGUGGUUCAAAAGGACUGGAGUAUAGUUUUGAGUCAGAAGAAUCACUACGUGACACCGACGUGACACUACUUUUUGAUCAUUUUAUUAAUUAUUGUUCAAAUCAAGGAACUAGAACUGUUAGAACUGAGGAAGCUGUUUUUAUUACUCUGGCAGUUCUUCGCUCCAAGCUUUCGAAAACGUAAACUAUGUUGCGACAGGACAUAAAAAGGAUUUCCAGUUGCUCAAAUAAAAAUAGUUUAACCUAAAGAAAUAAUUUAUCGAAUAGAAGUUAUUAGACAUCAAUUUUAAAUUUUUACAAAAAUGUUUUUAUUUGUGAAUAGCAUUUUUAAUGAUCUUAAACCUUGUUUAUUUGAAUUGUUUCGAUGUCUUGGAAACGUUUAUAUGGUUGUAGUAGCAACAAGUUUUAUAUUGCACAGGUUCAUCAGCAUGAUUCAGUGAUGUUAUACGAUAAUUUAGCGUUGGUAAAAAAAAUUCUAUUAAAGAAGAAAAAAAACUUUUUUAAAUAAUACUUAAUGUUUAAAUUGA
Molecule: messenger RNA, 1479 nt
Organism: Hydra vulgaris (swiftwater hydra)
Lineage: Eukaryota; Metazoa; Cnidaria; Hydrozoa; Anthoathecata; Hydridae
Product: putative methyltransferase C9orf114 homolog
Source: RefSeq, a predicted model, not a curated record